Molecule: messenger RNA, 2780 nt
Organism: Sturnus vulgaris (Common starling)
Lineage: Eukaryota; Metazoa; Chordata; Aves; Passeriformes; Sturnidae
Gene: GGH
Product: gamma-glutamyl hydrolase
Biological process (GO): tetrahydrofolylpolyglutamate metabolic process
Cellular component (GO): vacuole
Molecular function (GO): gamma-glutamyl-peptidase activity
Source: RefSeq, a predicted model, not a curated record
UGGCUAUGGGGCACCUGGCAGGGCUCGGUCCCGUGGCGGCCACCGCGCUGCUCCUGGUGCUGCUGCGCUGCGGCUCCGCUGCCUCCCUGUCGCGGCGCGACCUCGCGGCGGGGCGUAAUGACAGACCCAUCAUCGGGAUAUUGUCACAAGAAUGUCACUUUGAUGAGUACCAGCGAUUUGGAAGAUCUUAUAUUGCAGCUUCAUAUGUGAAAUUUGUGGAAUCUGCCGGUGCUCGAGCUGUGCCAAUAAGAUUAAAUCUUACAGAUGAAGAAUAUGAUAAAAUAUUCCACUCUAUUAAUGGGGUACUUCUUCCAGGAGGUGGUGUGGAUCUUAGGACUUCAGAGUAUUCAAGGGUUGCUAAGAUAUUUUACCACAAGGCCUUGGAGGCUAAUGACAAAGGAGAUUAUUUCCCAGUAUGGGGAACGUGUCUUGGACACGAAGAGCUUACAUAUCUCACAAGUGGUGAAAUUUUACUUGUUCAUACCAAGACAAAUGGUUUUUCACUCCCUCUGAACUUUACCUCAGCUGCAAAAGACAGUAAAAUGUUCAGGAAUUUCCCUGAUGAUGUGUUACACGCACUUGCUACUGAGCCAUUGACAUCAAACUUUCACGUAUGGAGCCUCUCCAUGCAGAAUUUCACCAAUAAUGAAAAGCUACGUAAUUUCUAUAAUGUUCUGACCACUAACACUGAUGGUGAAGUGGAGUUUAUAUCUACCAUGGAAGCAUACAAAUACCCAAUUUAUGGCAUGCAAUGGCAUCCAGAGAAAAAUCCUUUUGAGUGGAAGGAUUCUCCAGGCAUUCCGCAUUCACCAUCUGCUGUAAGAGCAGCAUAUUAUAUGGCUGAUUUCUUCGUUAAUGAAGCCAGGAAGAGCAUGCACCAUUUCUCCAGUGAAGAUGAGGAAACAAAAGAAUUGAUCUAUAAUUACAAUCCAGUUUACACAGGACCAUUUUCUGCAUUUCAGCAAACCUAUUUUUUUGAUUGAGUAUCUUGUCAAAGGUACAGUGUUGCUAUUUAUAAAUGGAAUUAUUUGCCAGCCUUGUGUAAUUAAGCUGAUAUAGUGACAGCAAGCUAGAACAGUUUUCCUUUACAAUGAUUUAUUCUGUGUAUCUUCUGCACUAUUGAAACAUUAAUAUAUAAAUUUACAUUCAAUAACAUAAUAAUCAUCUUGGAUCAUACUUUAAGGCAAACUACAGAAAAAUAUAUUUUUCUUCCAGGAAAGAGGACUUGACUAUGCUUAUAAACUUUGAAGUAAUCACCUUCGGUACAAGGAAAAGCUUUCAUAUAGUUUAAAAUAUGAGACUUCCCUUUGUAAAAUGUUGUGGACUUUGAUAGAUACAUUAGAUAGAUAUAUUGCAUAGUAAACUGCUGUCCUUUUCAAACAAUUUAGCAAAUGAGACUCUUGGAUUUGUCACAGAUAUGUGUAUGCAGCCAAGUUCUUGACAGGGACUCCUUUGUAAUUUCAAAAAUUAAUCAAAAUAAUAAGGCAUGAUAGCAAACAGGCAUUUUUGCCUAAGAAGCAUGCUUUAUCCCAUUUGUGAAACUGUUUCUCUUGUACGUUGAGCAUUAUUUGCAGUCCUUAUACUUUGUGAGGCCUUCAUAUCACAAAUACCACAUAAAAUAUGUAAGUUUGGAGGGCUAAGAAUGGAGUAACUUACUGGAGUAAGUGGAGACAGCAGCCGGGUAUGAGAUGCAGACACUCAUUCCUUUGUAUUUACAAGAAUACAAACCUAAUUUUUUCUCUGAACUGUCAGACUUUUCCUGUAGCUGGAUAGAAUUUUUAUUUGAAGUCAAGUGGUAGUUUGCCAUUAUAUUAGUAAACAAGGUCGUUUCUUUCUGUCUUUUUUGAUAGUUCAGUGCAGCUAAAAUUUAAACAGCAGAUGAAUGUACAUGAGAAACCUGUUAAAGGUGACAUAAUGUGAUAAUAGCAGUUGCAUGCAAUACACUGGCACAGUUUUUUCUCUGCUUUGCUCCAGACUUGGUGAAAGUUUUGUUCAGUGGUUUUGUCCAAAAAGGAACUAAGAUUAGACAAUCAAAUAUAAUUCUCCUCUCUAGCAUAGCUUCCAAACUUUUGUUUGAACAUUAACAAGAAUUUGGGGUUUAUGAAGAAUUCAGGUUUAUAAACUUCAGCUCUGUUUUGUAGAACCUCAUACUCUCAGGUAUCAUAUCUGAAUAAGUCUGGUAAGUUUCUCAGGUUUUUCAAGUAAAACACGCUCUAACUUGUUCUUCAUCAUGAAGCAACUGCAUAAGAAUAUGUGAAAUGCAUCAAUUAAAAAAAAAACCAGAGGAAACAUUAACUGUGACUAGCAGAAAAACACUUCCAGUUAAUUGCAAGCUUAAACAUGAGAUAUUUUUAUAUUUGUCAUAUCAGCCAACUUAGUCAAUGGUUACCUUUUAAUAUAGGUAGCUUUAUUAAUCUACUCCUGAAUAGAACCAAGUUUAAAAAGAGGGUUAUGCUCUACAGUUGCAUGUAAAUGUAGCAGCUAUGAUACUUUGAAACUAAGUCCAGUCUUCUGCCUGUUGUUCAGCUAUGUUCUUUGGAAUAGCUCUAAGAAUUUGCCUAAGUAAGCCUUAAACCAGAGAUCAAUCUUGCAAGUGAAGUGUCUGAAAUGGUAGUAAUUAGUUCCUAAAUGUGUAACUACAAAGAGUAUUGUGUGUAAUAUAAUGAGAGAAGUUUAUAUAUUAUAAAUUUGUAUGUAUCUUUCCUUUAUGUUGUAAAGCCUUAUUUGAUGAUAAGCAUGAUUUUUCUAUGAUAUGUGAAAUAAACUUUCAUUCAAGCAGA